Messenger RNA from Aedes aegypti (yellow fever mosquito), 1362 nucleotides. Its product is annotated as zinc finger protein 250. Gene Ontology annotation, cellular component: nucleus. The record is from RefSeq and is a predicted model, not a curated record. Bases 104 to 1327 code for a protein of 407 amino acids. Gene Ontology annotation, biological process: regulation of transcription by RNA polymerase II. Gene Ontology annotation, molecular function: zinc ion binding; RNA polymerase II cis-regulatory region sequence-specific DNA binding; DNA-binding transcription factor activity. Lineage: Eukaryota; Metazoa; Arthropoda; Insecta; Diptera; Culicidae. The transcript is spliced from 3 exons.
CCACUUUUGGCGCACCGCUACCAGUAUUGUUGUUUUCGUAUAUUGUCUGACAGACAACAAUUUUAAUGUAGAUUUUUAAUGCAUUGCAUUUUUCGACAAAUUUAUGAGCGAGAAUAAACGGAAAAAGCCCCGAAGACGGCAACGGUCCGGUGUGGCUCGUUGCCGACUUUGUCGCGAGGUGUGUGAACCGAAUAAACUGUUGUGGAAUCGGGAUUUUCGUGAAAAACUGCAGGACAUUGCCUGCUUCUGGAUCAAGAUUAACCCCGGCUGCCGGAAAUACAAUGUUUGCCGCUCAUGCCAGACCGAGGUUGAAGAGUAUUACUCUUUCAAGAAACAAUGCCGACAUUACCUGCGCGAAGGGGUUCUAUCCACCCUGGAGGAUGAUGACCAACCGGACUCGAUGCUGAAUUCGUUAUUGGAAAACUGUUCAGAAGAAGUAACACUUCCACCGGAUACUCUAGAAAGUUUAGCAGGCACAUCCUUUGAUUUACCGCUAAACGAUCACAACUAUUCAGAAGGUGCUACCGAAUCUACUAACGACUACAUCCAGGAACAACCGAAGCCAAAGAAUCAACAAAAAUCGACACUAAACCCAAAAGAUGUAUCCAACGAUGUACAAGCAGCAGAAGACCCCGAACACCAGGAGUCAACUAAAAAACUGCGUCCAUAUCGGCGCAAAUUCCGACAAACUGAGGAGGAAAAAUCUAUGACGCCAGAAGAGUACAAACGAUACUACAGGAAGAUACAACUGGAAGGCUACAAAAGAGUUUGCGACAUAUGCGGAAAAUCGAUCGACCCCCAAAGAAUGGAAAGCCACAUAAACCGCCACAAAGGCGUGGAACCGUAUAGCUGCGAGGAGUGCGGUUUGCCGUUCCACUGUAGGGCUAAUUUGCGGAAGCACAUUACGCGAAGUCAUGCCAAGGGCCAGGAGAUCGCCUGUGAGCUGUGCGACAAAGUCAGCGUCAGUGAAAUUGCGCACAAGCAGCACCUGCGAGCGGUACACUCGGAGAAAAAGUUCCAGUGUACCCUAUGCCACGUGAAAACGGUGACUCAGUACGCUUUGGAUAGUCACAUGGACAUUCACAACCAAAGGCGGGACUACGUUUGUCCGCACUGUGGGAAGGCGUUCUAUCGGAGGUAUGUGCUUAAUAUCCACCUGCGGACGCAUUCCGGUGAAACGCCGUACAAGUGCCAUGUCUGCGCCGAGGCAUUCGUCCAUCGGCGGAUUUAUGUGAUGCACAUGAAGAAGUUGCACCCAGAGGAACCGAUGAUGCGGGUGGACGGAUUGAAAGCGUUGAAGGAGGCACUCAAGCAGAAGGGUGAUUAGAUUCGGGUUGAAUAAAGCUGGAAUAGAAGAAUUUA